AUGCUAACAGUGGUCUGCCUUGGCGUCUGCCCCACUCCACCACUGUCCUGCGGCGUCUACCUCGGAGCGUGCCUUGUACCAGGGCUGCGGUCUCUCAGGCUGUCUGCAAACAGACACCAGGCCAUCUGUCCUCUCGCCUUCCACCCAAACACAGCUGCUGGGCUGCAUCCCAGCUCCAACCAUCUGGAGGAGGAACAAAGGCCCCCUCUCCUCACCCUCUCCCUGGCUGCCGAGGGGAGACUGGGGAGUCUUGGCACCCUCUUGGCCUCGGUGAAGAAAGGAAAAUGGAAGAAGCAGCCAGACCUCGUCCUAGGGGCAGGCAACUCCUCCCCCUGGUUCUCAGGGGGCUCGUUACCCGCCUCCCCGGAGCUCUGUCAGCCCGCCCAGCACGAGACGGGGCCUCCAGCCCAGCCCCAUCGCUCUCCAUCCGCGAUCACCGGCGCCGCAGAGGCGCUGGACGGGGGAGGGCCGUGUCGGCGAGGUGAGCCAGACCUCCGGCUGCUCCGUCUGAGCAGCCAGGGACGCGGCUGGGACAGCAGUGUGGAGAGACAGGGCCGAUUGCACUACAUCACUGCAACACCUGCCUUGUGUCUGGAGGCAGCGCUGACAGAGGCGGGGAGAAAUCUAAGUUUAGCCAAUGAGCCCCAGGACCCUGGUUUCCUGAGGCCUCGAGGCCAGAGAGCCCGGCGCAUCCCCGUGACCAUCUCGCUGGCCUCUGUGCAGGGUGAGCUGAGGAUGACUUCCGCGUUUCCCUCUGGGUCCGGCCCAGCCUCCGGAGCGUCGGGCCUGCCGCAGGCCGCUCUCCGCGCCGCUGGCUCCCUCCUGUGGCUCUGGCGGGCACUGCAUGCCGCCGAAGCGAGGCCCGACCUUGGGAGAGCAGACGCCAGGAGGCUGGUGAACCGUCAGGACUCCGCGGAGACUCCCCCUUCCGACGGCAAAGACGCCGCCGCUAGACCGGCAGCUACGGCCGUGUCAGCAAGGCGCGGGUGGAAGGAAAGAGAUGAUUCACCCAAACAGCUGCGGGCCCUGGCCCGCGGGCUGAAGGCCUCCAGGGCAGGUGAGGAGACGUGGGAAGAUCCUCCCUCGAGGACCCAUGAGUCCAGCCACCAUCUGAGGGUGGCUAGAAUCGCAGCCAUGGACGAAAUCCUGAGCCUCGGCAUCGAGCACUGCGGCCCUCAUCAGUCCAUUACUUCCCGGCGGGAUCCCCCUCCAGCACCCGCCUGUGAUUGA
Molecule: messenger RNA, 1230 nt
Organism: Rangifer tarandus platyrhynchus (Svalbard reindeer)
Lineage: Eukaryota; Metazoa; Chordata; Mammalia; Artiodactyla; Cervidae
Source: the annotation of a GenBank genome assembly